GAGGCUCUUCAAGGAGUCGGAGACAGAUUCAGUAGUCAAGUCCAUGUGCACAAAGAACAUCUUCCCUGGGUUUCUGUGAAGGAGAUGGGAUCUCUUGGAGCUUAUGUGUAGAGGUUGAAAAACUAGCCCCCAAUGCACUCCUAAGACUGUAAACUGAUACUCUAAGGGCCAGGACUCUUGUCUCUCUAGAAAGCAGUCCUUGGCCCGAGGCUGGUCAUCUGGGCCUCCUUUAGGUUUUGACCAGUCUGUCUUCAAUAAAGGUCUAUAACUUCAACUUCUGUCAUAGCAGGUGCCACUGCAAGGUGAGGGUCUGCCUGGGAAAACCACUUGGUAUCCCUUUUUUUUUUUUUUUUUCUACAGAGAUGGGGAAAGCCCAUGUCUCAUGUCUUUUAGGAGUUGGCAUACAUAGAGAAACAAAUCGUCCCUGUGUGACUGGUCCAGGGAUCUCCCUGCAGUUGGCAGAACCCUUUCUUCUCAAAGCCAAUCUUUGGACAGAGAAAGCCCCAAACAGCCUGGAAAAACAGGCUGAAACCUGGAAGCAAGUGUACCCUCAGAAGCCAGGAUAGUAACGUGACAGUAUGUUGUAAGACACUCUUACUUGCCAUUUGGAAUAGGUUAAUGCAAACUGCCACCAAGGUUCCUGCCAUGAUGAUAAUGGACUAAACCUCUGAACGGUAUGGCAGCCCCGAUGAUAUAUUUUUCCUUUAUAAGAGUUGCUGUGGUCAUGGCGUCUCUUCACAGCACUGCAAACACUACCUAAGACAGCGGUAGUAGGAAAGACCUGCUUCUGCUCCAGCCUCCUUGCCCCUAGUACAAGUUCUUACUGUGGCUCAAAACGCCCAGGCACUUACCCCUAGAAGAAUAGUCCACUUUCAGGACUUACUAGAGAUGGAAGGCCAACUACAGCACUGGGAUCGGAUCUGUGUGCUUAAAAUCUCCCCUAAGGGUUCGCUCCCGACCAUGAUUUCAAUGUGAGUUUUACGGGAGUCAGACUGUGGCAAGGACAGUAUGUUGCUACCAUGGGGGUCUUCUGGAGGACCUCACUGGGACAUAAAUCUAGACAAUUUCACAUGAGCCUGGUGGGAAAGCAAAUUGCAAGCCUGCACCCCCACAGCAGAUUUCUAAGGGCAGCUUUAUUCUGCCUGUGGAUGCAGUGUCCAAGGGGUGAUGAAGUGGCUGCCGGUGCUGAGGAGCGCGUAGGGAGCAAGUUUUCUAGUAGUGACUUCCGCUGGAUCUGAACGCGGGUCCUGAAUGUGCCUAGCUGGGAAAUCUUGGGCAAGUUCCUCCUUCUGGUCUGGCCGCUGUUUUCUCACUAAUAAAGGAAGCUGCACCCACUUCGUGGGGUCUCAGCGCAGAUUACAGGAGCGAUAAAGUAAACCAUGCUUCUACCCCAGGAUCUGGCGGCACCCUGCAAGCAUCAGAUACUCCGUCCAUUCUCUUUCGAUCUACCCUGUCAGGGUGCCUGUCAUUCCCCCCCCCCCCCGCCCCCCAGGCUUAUUUCUCUAGGUUGUUGGAGCAAGAAGCUCUGGCAGCCCCAACCUAGGAGCUCAGCCUUCAGCAAGAUACACACAAGGGAGGAGCCUGGGCAAAAGCUGGGAGCUCGCCAACACAGACAGAUCUGGUGGCCCUCCAGACAGGAACAGCUCCCUCGGGUGUUGAGUGAGCUAGGCACCAACUGGAAGAGUGAGAGCUGAAACGGGUUGCCUGAGGCGGAUCAGAACUCAACUGAUGCUCUCUGGGAUUGCCGGGCAGCGGACAUUCCUCCGGCCCCUCCAUCUGGGCUCCUGUGAAUAGGAGGGGCCGGGCAAGCAGGCCAGCUGGGCUAUGAUUUGGUGUCUCCGUCUGACCGUCCUCAGCCUGAUCAUCAGCCAGGGGGCUGACGGUCGAAGAAAGCCUGAGGUGGUCUCUGUGGUGGGCCGGGCUGGGGAGAGUGCAGUGCUGGGCUGUGACUUGCUGCCUCCAGCUGGCCACCCCCCUCUGCAUGUCAUCGAGUGGCUGCGCUUUGGAUUCCUGCUUCCCAUCUUCAUCCAGUUCGGCCUCUACUCUCCCCGAAUUGACCCCGAUUACGUGGGACGAGUCCGGCUGCAGACAGGAGCAUCUCUCCAGAUUGAGGGGCUCCGGGUGGAAGACCAGGGUUGGUACGAGUGCCGUGUGCUCUUCCUGGACCAACACAGCCCUGAACAGGAUUUUGCCAACGGCUCCUGGGUGCACCUGACAGUCAAUUCGCCCCCUCAGUUCCAGGAGACACCUCCCUUAGUUCUGGAAGUCAAGGAGCUGGAGGCGGUUACCUUGCGCUGUGUGGCCCGUGGCAGCCCUCAGCCUUAUGUGACUUGGAAAUUCCGAGGACAAGACCUUGGCAAGGGCCAGGGUCAGGUGCAAGUGCAGAAUGGAACACUGUGGAUCCGUCGGGUGGAGCGAGGCAGCGCUGGAGACUACACCUGCCAAGCCUCCAGCUCCGAGGGCAGCAUCACCCACGCCACCCAGCUGUUGGUGCUAGGACCCCCUGUCAUUGUGGUGCCCCCCAGCAACAGUACAGUCAACUCCUCUCAGGAUGUUUCCUUGGCCUGCCGGGCUGAGGCAUACCCUGCUAACCUCACCUACAGCUGGUUCCAGGAUGGUGUCAAUGUCUUCCAUAUCAGCCGCUUACAGUCUCGAGUGCGCAUCCUGGUAGACGGGAGCCUGUGGCUACAAGCCACUCAGCCUGAUGACGCCGGCCACUAUACCUGUGUUCCCAGCAAUGGCUUUCUGCAUCCACCGUCAGCUUCUGCCUAUCUCACUGUGCUCUACCCAGCCCAGGUGACAGUCAUGCCUCCCGAGACACCCCUGCCCACUGGCAUGCGUGGGGUGAUCCGGUGUCCGGUUCGUGCUAAUCCCCCACUACUGUUUGUCACCUGGACCAAAGACGGACAGGCCUUGCAGCUGGACAAGUUCCCUGGCUGGUCCCUGGGCCCAGAAGGUUCCCUCAUCAUUGCCCUGGGGAAUGAGAAUGCCUUGGGAGAAUACUCCUGCACCCCCUACAACAGUCUUGGUACUGCUGGACCCUCCCCUGUGACCCAGGUGCUGCUCAAGGCUCCCCCGGCUUUUAUAGACCAGCCCAAGGAAGAAUAUUUCCAAGAAGUAGGGCGGGAGCUACUCAUCCCGUGCUCCGCCCGGGGAGACCCUCCUCCUAUUGUCUCUUGGGCCAAGGUGGGCCGGGGGCUGCAGGGCCAGGCCCAGGUGGACAGCAACAACAGCCUCGUCCUUCGACCCCUGACCAAGGAGGCCCAGGGACGAUGGGAAUGCAGUGCCAGCAAUGCUGUAGCCCGUGUGACCACUUCCACCAAUGUAUAUGUGCUAGGCACCAGCCCCCAUGUCGUCACCAAUGUGUCUGUGGUACCUUUACCCAAGGGUGCCAAUGUCUCUUGGGAGCCUGGCUUUGAUGGUGGCUAUCUGCAGAGAUUCAGUGUCUGGUAUACCCCACUAGCCAAGCGUCCUGACCGAGCCCACCAUGACUGGGUAUCUCUGGCUGUGCCUAUCGGGGCUACACACCUCCUAGUGCCAGGGCUGCAGGCUCACGCGCAGUAUCAGUUCAGUGUCCUUGCUCAGAAUAAACUGGGCAGUGGGCCCUUCAGUGAGAUUGUCCUGUCUAUACCAGAAGGGCUUCCUACCACACCGGCUGCCCCUGGGCUUCCUCCAACAGAGAUACCACCUCCCCUGUCCCCUCCUAGAGGUUUGGUGGCAGUGAGGACACCCCGGGGGGUACUUCUGCAUUGGGAUCCCCCAGAACUCAUCCCUGGGAGGCUGGAUGGCUACAUCCUGGAGGGACGGCAAGGCUCCCAAGGCUGGGAGAUCCUGGACCAAGGUGUGGCGGGCACAGAAAUCCAGCUGCUGGUGCCUGGCCUCAUCAAGGACGUUCUCUAUGAGUUUCGCCUCGUGGCCUUCGCUGAUAGCUACGUCAGUGACCCCAGCAACGUAGCCAACAUCUCCACUUCCGGCCUGGAGGUGUACCCCUCCCGCACACAGCUACCAGGUCUCCUGCCCCAGCCUGUAUUGGCUGGUGUUGUGGGUGGAGUCUGCUUCUUGGGCGUGGCGGUCCUUGUGAGCAUCCUAGCUGCCUGCCUGAUGAAUCGGCGCAGGGCUGCCCGACGCCACCGAAAACGUCUGCGCCAGGAUCCGCCUCUGAUCUUCUCUCCACGUGGGAAGUCAGGCUCACACUCUGCUCCUGGCUCAGGCAGCCCUGACAGCGUGACCAAGUUCAAGCUCCAAGGCUCCCCAGUUCCCAGCCUACGCCAGAGUCUGCUCUGGGGGGAGCCUGCUCGACCGCCUAGCCCUCACCCGGAUUCUCCACUUGGCCGGGGACCCUUACCAUUAGAGCCCAUUUGCAGGGGCCCAGAUGGGCGCUUUGUGAUGGGACCCACUGUGGCCCCCUCACAAGAAAAGUUAUGUCUGGAGCGCUCAGAACCUCGGACCUCAGCUAAACGCUUGGCUCAGUCCUUUGACUGUAGCAGUAGCAGCCCCAGUGGGGUCCCACAACCCCUCUGCAUUACAGACAUCAGCCCUGUGGGGCAGCCUCUUGCAGCCGUGCCUAGCCCCCUACCAGGUCCAGGACCCCUGCUCCAGUAUCUGAGCCUACCCUUCUUCCGAGAGAUGAAUGUGGACGGGGACUGGCCACCUCUUGAGGAGCCCACGCCUGCUCCGCCUCCAGAUUUCAUGGAUAGUCAGCCCUGUCCCACCUCAUCUUUCCUUCCACCACCAGACUCACCUCCUGCAAAUCUCAGGGCAGUGCUUCCUGGGACACUGAUGGGGGUCGGGGUCUCCUCAGAGCCCCCUUACACAGCUUUGGCUGAUUGGACUCUGAGGGAGCGGGUCUUGCCGGGCCUUCUUUCUGCUGCCCCUCGUGGUAGCCUCACCAGCCAGAGCAGUGGGAGGGGCAGCGCCUCCUUCCUGCGCCCUCCCUCCACAGCCCCCUCCGCAGGGGGAAGCUACCUCAGUCCAGCUCCAGGAGACACAAGCAGCUGGGCCAGUGGCCCAGAAAGGUGGCCCCGCAGGGAGCAUGUGGUGACAGUCAGCAAAAGGAGGAACACCUCUGUGGAUGAGAACUAUGAAUGGGAUUCGGAAUUCCCAGGGGACAUGGAGCUGCUAGAGACCUGGCACCCAGGCUUGGCCAGUUCUCGGACCCAUCCUGAACUUGAGCCAGAGUUAGGCUCCCUGUGCUGCACGCAAAGGCCUUUUGGAGCCUCAGGACUCAGCCCUUCAGCCAGUGAGUCACGGCAUCUCUUCUCACACAGUCCUGUCUUCCCCUUGAAGGUGUCAAGACUCCAGAGGAGAGCUGUCUCCUGAACCCAACCCAUGCUGCCGGCCCCGAGGCCCGCUGUGCUGCCCUUCGGGAGGAAUUCCUAGCUUUCCGCAGACGCAGGGAUGCUACCAGGGCCCGGCUACCAGCCUAUCAGCAGUCCAUCUCUUACCCUGAACAGGCUACUCUGCUAUGAGCCCGCUUAGUGUGAAACUAAGAAAGGCUUAUAUGGAUUUGCAAAGGAGUCCAAGACUUUGGCUCCAAGCUGGGGCACUGCCCCUACCUCUCUGUGUCUCGGUGGCCUGGUGGUAGGCUUGAGUGAGCUUGGUAUAGAGUUGGAUGUACUGACUCUUUAAUUAGUCUGGGAGCUGAACAGGAAUGUGUGUGUGUGUGUGUGUGUGUGUGUGUGUGUGUGUGUGUGUGUGUGUGUGUGCGUGCGCGCGCGCAAGCGCGCGUUCGAAAGUGGUGUUUAUGGUGUGGGUGCAGGUUUCUUUUUUUUAAAAAACAGGUGAAUAAUAAAUGUCUGGAAACCGUU
Molecule: messenger RNA, 5807 nt
Organism: Mus musculus (house mouse)
Lineage: Eukaryota; Metazoa; Chordata; Mammalia; Rodentia; Muridae
Gene: Igsf9
Product: immunoglobulin superfamily, member 9
Exons: 21
Coding region: 1825-5319 (1164 amino acids)
Biological process (GO): homophilic cell-cell adhesion; regulation of synapse maturation; regulation of synapse organization
Cellular component (GO): glutamatergic synapse; plasma membrane; synapse
Source: RefSeq, a predicted model, not a curated record